AAAGCCGAGGCGUAGCGUUGAGAGAGCAGCGCGAGCACCGGAGAUCAGCAGGGGCAUCACUCGUCACAACAUCCAGCCUCUCAUCCGCCCUCGCUCCAUUUUGUCGGGGUUUUUUAUCGUUUAAGUCUAAAUCGUAUUGAGCGACAGGACCCGAGGCUUUUGUUAGCCCGUGACGGGGGCAGUUACUGUUGCCCCUCAGUGGGGGAGCGCGCUAUCAUCUUUCGGUUAUUUGGGAGGCAAUACCGCGACCCCUCAACCUGUUUUCUUUAACAGUCGAUUUUAGCUGCGUUUUUUGAGCAGUCUCGCAUCUUUGUAGACCGGAGGAUUUGGAUUUUUUUAACAACCGCUUUGCGGCUCUUUGUGUGGCAUCAGCUUCGUGUCCCUGUUGCAGCCAGCGUUCCCCGAAGUUCCGCACUCCAGAAACAUGUGCUCCCGGGUGUGGUUCAUCACUGACCGGCGGAUCAGCCAGGAGUAUCCGCAGAUCCAGAUCCUGCGGGCUCUGAAGGAGCGCUGCGUCGAGGAUGAUGUUGAAUUCCGCUAUCUACUGAUGGAUGAGAUCGUCCUGACCAUCACCGACGGCCAGCUCGGUCUGCGGGUUGGGCAGGAGAUUGUUACCUCAUACCCGCAGGUUGCUGUGGUGCGCGUUCCUACCCCAUGGGUCCAGUCGGACAGCGACAUCACAGUCCUGCGUCACCUGGAGAAGAUGGGCUGUCGUCUGGUCAACCGCCCUCAGGCUAUUCUCAACUGUGUCAACAAGUUUUGGACCUUCCAGGAGCUCGCUGGGCAUGGAGUCCCUCUGCCAGACACGUACUCGUAUGGAGGACAUGACAACUUCCGCAAGAUGAUUGAUGAAGCUGAGCCGCUGGGUUACCCUGUGGUGGUGAAGAAUGCUCGCGGACAUAGAGGUAAAGCCGUGUUCCUGGCCCGGGAUAAGCACCAUCUCUCUGACCUUUGUCAUCUGAUUCGCCAUGAAGCCCCAUACUUGUUCCAGGAGUAUGUGAAGGAAAGUCACGGUCGAGAUGUGCGGGUGGUUUUGGUUGGCGGGAGAGUGAUCGGCUCUAUGCUGCGCUGCUCUACUGACGGACGCAUGCAGAGCAACUGCUCACUAGGUGGGGUGGGAAUGAUGUGCCCUCUCAGCGAGCAGGGGAAGCAGCUGGCCGUGCAGGUGUGUAAUAUUUUGGGGAUGGACGUCUGCGGAAUUGACCUGCUGCAGAAAAAUGACGGUUCUUUUGUAGUGUGCGAGGCCAAUGCCAACGUGGGCUUUAUCGCGUUCGACCAGGCCUGCGGAAUGGACGUGGCGGGCAUCGUGGCAGACUUUGUGCUCUCCCUCCUGCCUAGCCGCCUCAGCAGGAAGAUGUCGCUGCUCUCUGUGGUCUCCAGCACCAGCGAAACCAGCAGCGAGCCCGAGGUGUGCAUCCCCACUGAGGUGAUCAUCCCCUCAGAGGUGUGUAUUCCCAACGAGAUCUGCCCACUCGGCACUACCUGUCCCAUUCCGGACGCCAUGUCCACCAUGAGCACAAGCUCCACCUCCAGCGAGAGCGAGGCGGAUCUAACCGAAACGGGUCCCACCCCUGUUGGCGCAAACCCCGCCUACAAUAUCAACUCCCUCCUCGCUAGUGAGAUGAAACUGUUGACUGAGUGAGCUGGAAUCACAGCCACAAACGCACACACUUACAAACACAUCAUACACACGCAUUCAAGAGCGACACACUUACUCAAAGUGGACAUUUAUACAUACACAUUCACAUGUGUAAUCAUACUAACCCUCCCUGUAAACCCGCACCUGAGGCUGCUCCCCUGAUGUUUCUUCUCCAUUGACAAACUAUAGAAUCAUACAGCGCAGUUUUGGAAGCACACUAGAUGGUGUAUACCUUCCAGCCUGGCUGUAGUGCACCAGCUGAAUAUGCAUUUGCCACUAUUUGAAGGUGCAUGCACUAUAGAGUGGUUUUAUCAGGACAAGAUUCCCAGAUGUAACCUUUCAGCCAACUGGAUUCUGAUGUACAUUCAUAUUGUGGGUUUUAGGGUACAAACACACUGACAUACACAUUAAAGUCUGUAGUAUAGAGAGCGAGAAGGAAUGAAUGAAUGAAUUUUUGUCUGUUACUUGUGGUAAAGCCUGGCUGAAGGUAUAACGCAUUGCUUGGGGCAAGAGUAAAAACACAAUGGACCCAAAUAUCAACUGCCCACCAGGAUAUACAAAGGCACAUACCUCCUUGCCCUCAAAAUGACCCCCCCCCAACACACAUAUAUAGAGGGACAGAAAGAACAAAAACUGGAAAGCUGUGAAUAUUUUCAUUCAUCCCCACUCUUUUUAAAGCAUGAGUGAGUUAUUUUAGUCUGUUGCAAAGGCUGCCUGUAGUAAAUGAAUUACUGCUGAUCAGACAAGUGUAAAGGUUUCAUUUGCUUUGCCGGUAAAAUUGAACGACUGAAGUGGCAACCGUUUUGAAUUACCCUCCCUAAUGGGUCAGCAAGGAUUUGGCCCUUAGGAACUUGACUCUCAUGUGCAUCAUCUGCUCGGUAAUUCUGUAAAUGAGGCGGCCAUUUUAGAACGUCCACCAUUUUAAAGUGGUUAAUGCACUUUGUUUACAGAUCAAUAAUCUGCUAAUGACCACAUGCCAGUCUGCAUGUCUGCCACCCCGAAAAGCAAACCUCCCACAUAUUAGAGAGUCUGACCGGUGAGUUGCUUAGGAAUAGAGCAAGUAGACUUUUAAAUACUAAUGUUUUUACCACAAGGGCUGAACGGUUUGCCAACACUAAGCGCUGAUGAUGAAUAAGCUAUUUGUCUUCAACGAUUUGUUUGUACAAAUUUACUGCAACAAUAAAACUGAUGUGUCAACUGAAAUGGGUGCUACAACUUCUCUUAAUUCAGCCCGGUGGUCGAAAAAAAGCCAAUCGUAACUCGAAAGAGAACCAGGAACUGUAUUGAUUUGAGCUAAAUAUACAUUCGCUGUAAUCUUUUGUUUAACGUAAGCAACCCGAUUUGAUCUGGAAUGUCUUAAAGUCCUGUAUUUGCAUAUCGAAAGUCUUACAGAUCACAAAACCUCAAGUGGACCAAACUCACGAUCCAAACCAGCUCGGAAUGGUUUACAGUGUUAGAUGCCGUAGAGUUUAGAUCAAUUGAAUGCGAGUUCGACUUUAGAUGAAAUCUAGUUUACAUUUUUAAAAUGCAAUAUAGAUUUAAAGUUUAGAGUUAACUCAGGGAAGCAGCCUUGAUCAAAUUCCUCUCCUUUGAAACAUGACACAUUCAUGCGAGACGGUCCUGCCUAUGUGUACCAAUAAACAGAAGGACAAAGCGUUAUACAAUAUUGAGAAAUAGAUGCUGUGAGACCAUGCUCUCUUGUUCGUUUUAUAAUUUUUUAGCGUUCUGAUGUCUCUUGUUGUCCUAAUUUAUAAUUAUUAUUUUUCUUUGUUAGCGGAAAAGGAAAAAUAAACUGGUUUAUUAGCGAAAAUCUUGCUUGGGGAGAGUCUGAAGAGUGACGAAGGAUUUUAGUGUGGGUUUGUCUGAACAGAUGUAGUUCACCUGAGACAUGCACACUCUUCACACCUCCACCCCCUCUCAAACGUUGUGAUUUGCCGUCUUGUGUGUGUGCGUGUGUGAUGUGAUCCAUCAGUCCACGCAACCAGAGACUUGCACCCUCAACCCACACAAGAACGAGUGUCCCUGAAAACUCUUGACACUUGGCAUUUGCUGUAACACGUCAUAUGGUCUCUACGAACUCUUACACACUCUGCCUCCACUUCCAGUAGAAUGCAACAGGAAGUUUCUUCACCCCUUAUGUUUAGCAUCAAACCUGUGUGACUCUAAAUCUCAGUUCUUAAUCAAACACAGAGUCUGACAGCAGCUCAGAAGCCCAAUAUGUCUUCAUCAGAUCUACAGGAGUGGAAAACACUGACUAUAUGAAGUAGAGCUCAUUCUCAUUGUCCUCUGGCUUAUGUGAGCUGCCGAUUAUUUUAGCGUCUCAUGUCUAAAAAUGACAAACAACAGUUGCUGCUAAUGAACACUUAGCUCUCUGGUAUGGAAAAGGGAAAUGUUUUAAGACUCAAUCUGUUCAUUGCUUCUUCUUUUCUCCUGUUUUUUAUUUUAGUGGGAAACUAAAUGCCAAAAACCAAGCAAUGUUGUAUAAUUUAAAACAAGAAAUUACUAGUGAUAGAACGCUAACGUUGAUGUUAUGUGUUAUUACGUAAUAAUACCGAUAAUACCAAUAAAGACAUUUUAAAAAUGUCCAAAACAUGAAA
Danio rerio (zebrafish) is the source of this 4236-nucleotide messenger RNA. RefSeq names its product ribosomal modification protein rimK like family member A (gene rimkla). Lineage: Eukaryota; Metazoa; Chordata; Actinopteri; Cypriniformes; Danionidae. The record is from RefSeq and is marked validated. Gene Ontology annotation, cellular component: cytosol; cytoplasm. Gene Ontology annotation, molecular function: nucleotide binding; metal ion binding; ATP binding.